This is a messenger RNA of Colletotrichum siamense, 1761 nucleotides long. It is a transcript of the gene mlcE-0, whose product is annotated as Efflux pump mlcE. Gene Ontology annotation, molecular function: transmembrane transporter activity. The coding region runs from base 1 to 1761 and encodes 586 amino acids. The transcript is spliced from 7 exons. Gene Ontology annotation, biological process: transmembrane transport. The record is from RefSeq and is a predicted model, not a curated record. NCBI's taxonomy places the organism in Eukaryota, Fungi, Ascomycota, Sordariomycetes, Glomerellales, Glomerellaceae.
AUGGAGACGAACGACAUUCAGGCGGCCUCUCGAGGCGCAAAGUCAGAUCACUCGCACGAGGACGUCAGUGCUCAUGACAAUCGAGUUGAGCAAACAGGGCAGGAGAGCGCGCAGCUUGAUCCAGACGACAAGCGCUACCUCCGCCCGCUUCCCCUGAUGAUGCUAUUCCUAGCCACCUCGCUUACCGGCUCAUUGGUCCUCAUGUACGCUCUAAUCAUUGCUACGGCAAUCCCAUCCAUCACGGCUGCUUUCAACACGAUUGAAGAUCUGGACUGGUAUAGCACUGCCUACCUUUUCGCGACAUGUUCCGUACAACCUCUUGUCGCCAAGCUUUACGACCUGUUCCGUCUUCGUGACGUCUACGUAGCCAGCAUCGUCCUCUUCGAGGUUGGCAACGUGAUUUGCGGCGCAGCCCAGACCAGCGCCAUCUUUAUUGGGGGCCGCACGGUGGCAGGCCUCGGAGCUGCGGGCCUCUUUUCGGGAGGCCUGGUGAUGCUGACCGUAGCGUCCCCCCCGAAAUGGCGGGCGCCCUUGAUCGGCGGGGGCAUGGGGUUGAUGAUCGUUGGUGGCGCACUCGGGCCGCUCAUCGGUGGCGCACUCACUCAGCAUCUUGGUUGGAGAUGGUGCAUGUGGAUCUUCCUGCCUCCCGGAGGUGUAUCCGCCUUCGCCUUCCUCUUCCUCCGCGUGCCCGAGCAGCGCAAAAAGGCGCCAGCCAAGGAAGUCCUGCCCAUCCUGCCCAAGGCAAUGGACCUCAUAGGAUUCGCCCUCUUCGCACCUGCGGUCAUCAUGCUCCUGCUGGCUUUCAGCUGGGGCGGCGGGCGAUAUGCGUGGUCAUCAGCAACCAUUAUCGGGCUCAUCUGCGGCGGCUUCGCCAUGACUGGCGUCUUCUCCGUGUGGGCGUGGUAUCGCCAGGAAAAGGCGCUAAUCCCACCCAGCGUAUUCCGCAAGAAGGUUGUCUUUUGCGGAUGUGCCGUGGCGUUCCUGCAGGUCGGUGCCUUUGCCACUCUGGGAGACUACCUCCCGUUGUGGUUCCAGAGUGUCAAGGGCGCGACGCCUACAACCAGCGGGCUGAACAUCUUACCCACGAUGAUCACCCAGCUUCUUGCCACGGGGUUUUGUGCCCUCUGCUUCAACAAGCUUGGCUACGCCCCUCUCUGGGCGCAAACAGGCAACGUCCUUGCAGGCUUGGGUUCAGGUCUCAUGACCACCUUCAACCCUUCGACUCCAACCGGCCAGUGGAUUGGCUAUCAGAUCCUGGUGGGUAUUGGGCGGGGCUUUGUGAUCCAGAUCCCUCCUAUUGCCUUGCAGAACACACUCCAAAACGAAGAACUGGCCACCGGGACCGCGCUCCUCAUCUUCUUCCAAUAUUUUGGCAGCUCCGUCUUCUUAUGUGUUUCAAAAACAGCCUUUCUCAACAGGUUGAUUCCCGCACUACAAGAGCAUGUUCCCGACGUCGACCCACAGGCCAUCAUCAACGCCGGCGCAACAGAUCUUGAGAACAUUGUGGAUGGCUCCGAGUAUAAUGCAUUGAUUCAGGCGUACAGCGACGCCUUGGUCACCACAUUUUGGCUUUCAGCUGCAGCAAGUAUCAUCGCAUUCUUUUUCAGUUUUGGCUUGGGAUGGCGAAAGGUGGAGCUCCAGACCAAGAAGAUGAUGGGCAAUGAAAGUGAAGCCAAAGACGGCGAGCCCGUCACUGCACCACCCAAGCUUCAGUCACAAGGUCAUGGUCACUCAGGGAAUGAGAAGCCCGUUCAGUUGUAG